AUGUCAACCCGUCCGUUUGUUGUUUGUCGUCGUAUGUUCGAACUGCUACCCCCUUUUCCAGCCGGCCACAACCACACGUCUCUUGCCUUCAAGAGAAACAUAUUACAAACCCCCACCCACCAGAGGGCACCCUCGCUCAAACGUUCUUCAUCCCUGUUGAGAUUUGUUUACCCUGCUUAUAAGUCAAAGUCUCCUGGAGUCACGUCCGCCCAUUACAAAGUGUCAACUGUCGGUCAGUCUAUCCUUCUAUCAAUACCAAUAUCUUACAUCCUAUCGAAGAUACUCAUUACGGCUCGCCAACAUCGAUUAAUCUCAUCUAUCUAUCUAUCUAUCUAUCUAUCUAUCUAUCUAUCUAUCUAUCUUUGUCCAUAUCUAUCUAUCUAUCUAUCUAUCUAUCUAUCUAUCUAUCUUUGUCCAUCUAUCUAUCUAUCUAUCUAUCUAUCUAUCUAUCUAUCUAUCUAUCUAUAUAUAUAUAUAUAUAUAUAUAUAUAUAUAUAUUUAUUAUUAUCUCCCUUUCUACCCCCCUCUCUCUCUCCCUUUCUACCCCCCUCUCUCUCUCCUUUCUACCCCCCUCUCCCUUUCUACCCCCUCUCUCCCUUUUCUACCCCUGCCUCUCCCUUUCACCCGCUCUCUCUCUCCCUUUCCCCCUCUCUCCCCUUUCUACCCCUCUCUCUCUUUCUUCCCCCCUCUCUCCCUUUCUACCCCCUCUCUCCCUUUCACCCCUCUCUCUCCCUUUCUACCCCCCUCUCUCUCUCUUUCUCUCUCCACACACACUUUCUCUCUGUUUCUCUCGCUCUUUCUCACUCUCUCUUUUUUCUCUCUCUCUAUUUAUAUAUAUGA
This is a messenger RNA of Acanthosepion pharaonis, 840 nucleotides long. Lineage: Eukaryota; Metazoa; Mollusca; Cephalopoda; Sepiida; Sepiidae. The record is from the annotation of a GenBank genome assembly.